GGAAUUCUUCAAUGAUACCCUGAUCCCCUCCAAGCGAUUGAGGCAAAUCACUCUCCCUUGAUGCGUCGUUUAUGGGGCAUCCCAUCGCAACAAGGAUUCCUUCGACCCAUGAUCAGAUCAUGAUUCACUCGUUAUUGAACGAAUGAGUAUCCCUGACAUAUGAAAGACAACGUCUUGUGGGUCGUCGAGCAAAAUGAAUAGCAACAAACCAAGCAUUGGUUGCGUAUUCAAUCCUUUCAAUUCUUUCAGCAUCUUCAAAUCUCAAAUCUCAAACCUCAGACUUUGACGCAAACGCUUGGUUGAAUGGUCCGAAUCCGUAAAAUAGAUUCCACUCACAAUCAGCCCCCUCCACUGUUUCAGCUGUUCUAGGAACUUAGCCUUUUCAAUGCUUAUAUUGUCCAUUCAAUAAGCUUCGACCUCUUCAAUCUCUUCCUCUAAAUACCGGGAAAUAUCUCCAAAUUCAUCUCAUUGCUUCUCCAUCUUAAGCCUCAUCUCAUCUUUUCAACCAACCCUUCAACCCUUCCUUCAAUGGCCUACCAUGGCCUCCUCUUCGUUUUCAUCGUUGCAGCUUUUGUUGUGAAUAGAAUCACGAAGUACAUUUCUGCAAGGCGAUUUCAGAGAGCAAAUGGCUGUAAGCCAGUUCACAGAAUACCUCAACGCGAACGCAUUAUAGGAUGGGAUAUGUACAAGAUUCAAAUCAAUUCAUCCAAACAGAAAAUAAGACUGAAAACUGGAUUUGAAAGAUACAGGGACAAUGGACAUACCUUCGUGCUAUCGAUGAUGGGAUUCAAUUUCUUCAACACCAUCGAACCAGAAAAUAUCAAGACACUACUAUCGAUCAAGUUCAAGGAUUACGACUUAGGAGGAAGACGGAUAGCUUUUGCACCUCUUCUUGGUGAAGGAAUUUUUACCACAGAUGGGGCACAGUGGGAACAUUCAAGGGCUUUGGUACGACCAAAUUUCAACAAAUCUCAAGUAGCGAAUCUUAACAUCUUUGAAAAACACGUUCAAAUCCUCUUCUCAAAGAUCCCUCGAAAUGGAACAACAUUUGAUCUUCAAUCAUUAUUCUUCAAGUUGACUCUUGACACGGCUACAGACUUUCUUUUCGGUCAAUCAGUACAUUCACUCACCAGCAUUGAAGGCUCCGAACAACAAAGUUUUGGAUCAUCAUUUGACCUGGGUCAGAUGAAACUAGAAAAACGAUUUUCAAUGGGCAAACUAUCAAGUUUCAUGCGCGAUUCUGAGUUUGAUGAAGCAUGCAAAACCGUACAUUCAUUCGUCGACAAAAUCGUCCAAGAUGCCCUAUCUAAAAUUGAUGCGAAAGAAGAGAAGGCCAUAGAAGGCGGUGGAGCUGGGAGAUACGUUUUUCUUACAGAAAUGGUCAAGGCAACAAAAGAUCCUAAGCAAUUGAGAGACGAAUUACUUAAUAUUUUACUCGCUGGUCGAGACACAACUGCAAGUUUACUCAGCAAUACUUUCCAUGUUCUUGCGCGCAGACCAGAUAUUUGGGAGAAGUUACAGGCAGAGGUUGACGAAUUGGGUGGCGAAAAACCGGAUUACGACACAAUGAAGGGCAUGAAGUAUAUGAAAUACGUUCUAAACGAAUCCCUCCGUCUCUACCCUGUCGUUCCUGCCAACGCCCGUUUCGCCGCCUGCAACACCGUUCUCCCCGUCGGCGGCGGUCCAGAUCGCAAAUCUCCUAUCUUUAUUCCCAAAGGAUCAGCCGUCGCAUGGUCAACUUAUACUAUGCAUCGUCGAACCGAUAUAUAUGGUCCCGACGCAGAGGAAUUCCGACCGGAGCGUUGGGCGCCGGAAGAGGGAUUAAGACCUGGUUGGGGAUAUCUUCCAUUUAAUGGCGGACCGAGAAUCUGUGUAGGACAACAAUUUGCGCUGGCGGAAGCGAGUUAUACGAUUGUGAGACUUCUACAGGAGUUUGCGAGGAUAGAAGAUAGAGAUGGAACGGUGUGGGGUGAACAGCUUGCGUUGACACUUUGCAGUGCGAAGGGGGUGCAGAUUGGGUUGAUCCCUAGGUAGGAUGGUGAGAUGGAAUAGAAAGAGGAGAAGUUUGUAUACGAUGGAUUAGCAUAUUGGGAUACUGGAUGUAUACAUAUACCGGUUGGGGUUUUUGCACAAUGGAAUGGGUAAAAUAAAUGGAGAUGGCGCAUGCCAAAUAAUGACUCCUAGUUUAAUGAAUGGAAUGAAUCGAAGUUUCUUUUUGGGCGCUUUGAAUAUAUUUUCCCA
Messenger RNA from Botrytis cinerea B05.10, 2241 nucleotides. RefSeq lists its product as hypothetical. Gene Ontology annotation, molecular function: oxidoreductase activity, acting on paired donors, with incorporation or reduction of molecular oxygen, reduced flavin or flavoprotein as one donor, and incorporation of one atom of oxygen; heme binding; iron ion binding. NCBI's taxonomy places the organism in Eukaryota, Fungi, Ascomycota, Leotiomycetes, Helotiales, Sclerotiniaceae. The coding region runs from base 529 to 2034 and encodes 501 amino acids. The record is from RefSeq and is a predicted model, not a curated record. The transcript is spliced from 4 exons.